AAUUGUCAUUUACCCUACAACGCUUAGAAAAUCGAAAUCUUUAGUUAGUAAAAUUGUGGGAAACAUUUUGAAAUUAGUUUCUGUGACGGAGCUUUCCGAUGGCUGGCAUGCAGAGGAAGGUCAUCGUAGUGGAUUCAAAGAAUUACUUCGAUAAGCUCAUCGACGAUGCGGGAACCAGCCAAUACGUACUCGUCGAGUUCUUUGCCACGUGGUGUGGUCCUUGUGCGAUGAUUGGUCCCCGCUUGGAGCAACUGGCAUCGGAUUACUUUGGACGGAUGUUGGUGCUCAAGAUCGACGUGGAUCUGAACGAAGAUCUGGCCGUUCAGUACGAGGUCAACAGCAUGCCCACAUUCCUGAUCAUUAAAAACCGAGUGACACUGAUCCAGUUCGUGGGCAGCAAUGUCGAUAGAGUCGUCAACACGGUGGAGAAGUUUGUGGGCAAGGUGGAGGACUCCAAGGAGCACAAGUCGAAAGAACUGCCGGUGCAGCUGCCGUGAGGAAACGCUGAAAUAUUUAAAUUUUUGGUGGUCUUUUAGUCUGUUUAUUCUCUUGCAGCAAUGAUCGAAAUUAAAGUGUGUGCAAAAAUGUU
This is a messenger RNA of Drosophila teissieri, 589 nucleotides long. RefSeq names its product thioredoxin-2. The record is from RefSeq and is a predicted model, not a curated record. The transcript has a single exon. Lineage: Eukaryota; Metazoa; Arthropoda; Insecta; Diptera; Drosophilidae. Bases 99 to 497 code for a protein of 132 amino acids.